AUUUAUGAAUUCAAAUGUAAUUGACGCUUCUGUGUUCAAUCGCGACAGAGCGUUUUAAAUUAAAACUAGAUAGAAAUAUAACCUAAUAUGAAGUUACACAUAGAAUUUUUAACUUUAGUAAUCGCGAUAACGGUUGUUAAUGCAAAUGAUUGGUGGAUGAAUGGAAACUUUUACCAAAUUUAUCCACGAUCUUUUCGAGAUAGUGAUGGCGAUGGAAUUGGCGAUCUAAAUGGUGUCACUGAAAAACUUCCAUAUCUCAAGGAGGUAGGAUUCACAGCUGCAUGGCUGUCUCCAAUCUUUAAAUCCCCAAUGGCUGAUUUCGGAUACGACAUUUCUGAUUUCUAUCAAGUUCAUCCCGAAUACGGAACAAUGCAAGAUUUUGAAAAUAUGAUUAAAAAAGCAAAAGAAAUCGGCAUGAAGAUCAUUCUUGAUUUUGUUCCUAACCAUACCAGUGACGAAAAUGAGUGGUUCAAAAAAUCCGUUGACGGAGAUCCAAAAUACAAAGAUUACUACAUUUGGCACAAUGGUGUAGUAGAUCCAACCACUGGUGAACGAAAGCCUCCAAGCAAUUGGUUGAGUGCCUUCCGAUAUAGUGCAUGGGAAUGGAAUGAUGUUCGCCAACAGUAUUACCUUCAUCAAUUUGCUAUAAAACAACCUGAUUUGAACUAUCGUAAUCCGGCCGUGGUUGAAGAAAUGAAAAAUGUCAUGCGCUUCUGGCUGGCAAAAGGCAUCAGUGGCUUCCGUAUUGAUGCGUGUCCAUUUUUGUUCGAAGUUGAUUUGGAUCGCAAUGGAUUGUAUGCAGAUGAACCACCAGUAACUUCAGGUUGUCCAGAUCCUGAUGAUUAUUGUCACUUGCAACAUAUCUAUACCAAUAAUCUUCCAGAGACAAUGGAUAUGAUCUAUCAGUGGCGCGAGCUUACUGAAAGCUUCAAAAAAGAAAACGGAAGUGAUACCAAAAUACUUCUCACUGAAGCGUAUACCGAUUUUGACAUUAUGAUAAAAUAUUACGGUGAUGGAAAACGGAAAGGCUCCUAUGUUCCAUUUAACUUUGACUUCAUGGGAAAUGUCAACAAGGAUAGCAAAGCAGUCGAUGUUGUUCAAAAUGUAAAUAAGUGGUUGAAUGCAAUGCCAAAAGGAAAGGAUUUUUAUCCGAAUUGGGUAUUGGGAAAUCAUGAUAGCAAACGAGUUGCGUCCCGUUUUGGUGUAGAAAAAGCUGAUUUGGUAAAUAUCAUGCUUCAAACUCUUCCUGGUAAUGCUGUAACUUACAACGGUGAAGAACUGGCAAUGACAGAUGUUUUUAUAAAAUGGGAGGAUACUGUUGAUCCGCAAGCUUGUAACGCUAAUCCAACAAAUUUCAAUUCUUACUCUCGAGACCCAGCCAGGACGCCAUUCCAAUGGGAUGCUUCACCUAAUGCAGGCUUCACUGAGGGGACAGAAACAUGGUUGCCGGUAUCGGAAGACUAUAAAGUAAAGAAUGUCAUGAUGCAAGAAAGAGCUCCCCACAGUCAUUUGCAAAUAUUUAAAAAACUCGUUCGUCUGCGAAAAGAACCAUCCAUGCAGGAUAUCUCUAAUUUGCAAAUCAAAGCUGUUCCUGACAAUAUCGUUAUAUACAGCAGGUACACUCCGGGCAGUAGCAGAUACGUCAUUAUUUUAAAUCUAGGUUCAACAACACAGACGAUCAAUAUUAAUGACCAUUUCCCAGUAGGACAAAAAGUCGAAAUAAUAACCGCAUCAAUUUCAUCAGAUUACAGUGAUGGAGAGGUUGUUGACGCUGCAAGAUUUUCAGCUAAGGGAAAUGUUGGAACUGUUGUUGUUGCCGUUCAGUAAGUUAUGUUUAUUAUAACAUAACAAAUCUAUUUAAGAACAAAAAUUGUAACAAUCAUAAGAAAUAAAUAAUUUUAGUAAAAUAAAUUAAAUGCAAAAAACGAAA
This is a messenger RNA of Eupeodes corollae, 1930 nucleotides long. Its product is annotated as maltase A1-like. Gene Ontology annotation, biological process: carbohydrate metabolic process. Lineage: Eukaryota; Metazoa; Arthropoda; Insecta; Diptera; Syrphidae. The transcript has 5 exons. The record is from RefSeq and is a predicted model, not a curated record. The coding region runs from base 88 to 1827 and encodes 579 amino acids.